AGAAAUGUUGUAACACUGACUCCUCCUCUAAUGAAGAAAGAGUGAACAAGUGCACCUAGCGGAGCUUCUCAGAGCCACCCGGGCUGGGGACGCUGGAGCGGAGGCUGCAAUCCCCAGACCCCCGUCUUCUGGGGUGGGCUUUCCCCGCCUUCCUUUUUUCUAUUUUACUCAGCUGCUCUCCCGCUCUUUGGAUUUUACCGGCUGUUCAGGAAACAGCUUGACACACCAUGGGUAUCCAAGUCCUCGCGCGGCAAGUGCUCCUGGCCUGAUAGGGCAGACUUUGCUCCCUGGCAAAAGUGAAGAACUUUUCUCCCAUUCAUGGAGUCGAGCACUAAGGAUGCUUUGCACAUGAGCCCUGAAGGAAUUCUCUGAUACAUUUCCCAUAACAAGGAAAAGGAGCCAACAUGAAGGAAAAUGUGACAUCCACAAUGGUUUUCAUCCUGCUACUUUUUCUCAACAUCAGACUUCUGAAUGGAGAGUCGCCUCCUGGAAAACCUAUCAUCUCUAAAUGUCGUUCUCCUGAAAAGGAAACGUUCACAUGCUGGUGGAAGCCGGGAACCAAUGGAGGACUUCCCACCAAUUACACACUGACUUACUACAAGGAAGGAGAGAAUAUCAUCUAUGAAUGUCCAGACUAUAAUACCAGUGGUCCCAACUCCUGUUAUUUUAAUAAGAAGUAUACCAACCUAUGGACAAUAUAUGUCAUCAGAGUAAAUGCCACUAACAACAUGGGAAGCAAUGCCUCAGAUCCACGUUUUGUGGAUGUGGCCUACAUAGUUGAACCAAACCCUCCUCAGAACAUAAGUUUGGAAGUAAAACAGCCAGAAGACAGAAAACCAUAUCUAUGGAUAAAAUGGUUCCCACCAGCCCUAGUUGACAUAACGUCUGGCUGGCUCAUUCUACAGUAUGAAGUUCGAUUAAAACCCGAGAAUGCAGCUGAGUGGGAGGUACAUUUUGCAGGGCAGCAGACACAUUUUAAGAUUCUCAGCUUAUACCCAGGACAAAAAUACUUUGUCCAGGCUCGCUGCAAGCCAGAUCAUGGAUUCUGGAGUAAGUGGAGCCCAGUAACCUCCAUUGAAAUUCCUAGUGACAUCAACAUGAGUGAUACAACUAUGUGGAUCUUUGUGGCCAUUCUCUCUGCUGUCAUCUGUUUGGUAAUGGUCUGGGCAGUGGCUUUAAAGAGCUACAGCAUGAUGACCUGCAUCUUUCCACCAGUUCCUGGGCCGAAAAUAAAAGGAUUUGAUUCUCAUCUGCUAGAGAGGGGCAAGACUGAAGAACUGCUUGGUGCCUUUGGAUGCCAAGACUUUCCCCCCACUUCUGACUCUGAGGACUUGCUGGUUGAGUUUUUAGAAGUAGAUGACUCUGAGGACCAGCAGCUAAUGCCAGCUUUUUCAAAAGAAUACCCAGGUCAACCUGUGAAAUCUCGACGUCUGGAUCUCGACAAUGACUCUGGCCAUGGAAGCUGUGAUAGCCCUUCAUUUUUGUCUGAAAAGUGUGAGGGACCCUGGGCCAAUCCUCCCACUUUCCACACACCUGAGGUCAUUAAGAAGCUAGAGAAUCUGGAAGCAAAUAUUACUUGCACCUGGGACCCCCAGACCAAAAGCACGAAAGACAAAAUCCUUUAUUUCCAUGCUAAUGGAUUCAGAUCUUCAACCUGGCCUUUGCCACAGCCUACCCAGCACAACCCCAGGUCUCCUUACCACAGCAUUGCUGAAGUUUGUAAGCUGGCUGAGGAUCCCAGAGCUGCACUGGCCACUGUGUUACACAAAGCAAGCAAAGAUGCUUUGAAAUCCUCUAAAACCACUGAGACUGGAGAGGAGAAAAAGGCAGUGGAGCAAAUGGAGGUGGAAAGCUUCACUUCUAAGACUGGACAAGACACAGCAUGGAUGCUACCCCAGGAAAAUGCCUCCUUUAUCUCUGCUAAACCCCUGGAUUAUGUGGAGAUUCACAAGGUCAACAAAGAUGGAGCACUAUCACUGACCCCAAAACAGAAAGAGAGCAUUGACCAGACAGAGAAGCCAAGGACUCUAGAAAUCAUUAAAGAAUAUGCCAAGGUGGCCAGAGUUAUGGAAAACAACAUCCUAGUGUUAAUGCCAGAUCCACGAGCUCAAAACAUAGCUUUAUUUGAAGAAUCAGCCAAGGCAGCUCCACUAUCGUUUCAGCAGAACCAAGCUGAGAAAGACAUGGCCUGCUUCCCCACAACACCAAGCAACUUCAGACUCCAACAGGACAGGUUGGAUUACCUGGAUCCUGCAAGCUUCAUGCAUUCCUUUCAUGGGUAGCCUGAUGAAUGGAUGAUUGGUAAAAAUGUGAUUUUUCUUCAGGUAACACUGCAGAGUUAUGAAAAAUGAUCUUCUAGCCGAUGUUCAAGAAUGUGAGUAGAAUAACACUACUUCACUCCUUUUCAUGCUUCAUGUUCAACCACUUGCCUCUUUCUUUAACAGCUGAUUUCCAGAACAAAUCAUUUUGUCUCCUAACCGUGAUUUGUAGAUUUACUUUUUGCUAUUAGUUAUAAAAAUUAUGUGUUCAAUGACGUAAAAGCUCAUUGCUUAAUAUUCUUGAGGGACAGUGCCAAUAAGGUAUAUCCUCUGAGAAAGGCUUUCAUGGUUUGGUAUGUGUCAGAAGGAAAUGAAACAAUCAAAUGAUUUUGCAUAGGAAGGUGAUACACAGAAAAUGAAAACCAAUUGCCUAACUUUUACACUACUCUUUCAUUUUUAUUAGGAUUGUCCAAAUAAAACACAUUUAAAGAAAAUACAUUACAGAACAACUGACAAGUUGUUUACACCAGUUCCUAUACCUUACUAACACAUUGCUAAUAUGCAAGUAAAAUGACACCUCUAAUUUUUUCUUAAGAUAGUUUGAAUGUGGCAUGAGUUUCUCCCCCUAAACUUUAUUUCAUUCCAACAUCUCUAGAGAAUAUAGUUUUCGAAAGUAAAAUUCUCUUAUGUAAGAGGCAAAUGAAGUUCAUGUGGUGAAUCUUUUUUAAAUGUUUUCCUGCUUCAUUUCAGAAGGAUAGAUAAUUUAUUAUAUACCCUAGUCUUUUCUUGGUGAAAAAAAUUCCCAAAAGACUAACUUUAAGUUAAAAGAAUAACAGCAGGAUGACAAUAGAAUACUGCCUUACUGUACAUACAAAUUCUACUUUAGUACAAUCCCAUAAGUUUAGCAAUGUAUUUUUGAAGACUAUUUUUCUAUUGUGUAGGCAAAAUAAAGGACUAUUUUCUAUUUUCCCAGUAUAACUCUUUAUGUAUUCAGUGGGUACAGUACUUGCUGCUACAAGGUUAUAAUGAGUAUUUCCAAUAUAUAUGCAGUCCCUGUUUGUGGAGUAAAAUCCCAUAUGAAAUAGAUGAUGAAAUUCAGUUUCCAACACAAUGGACUAUAUUCUUUGAUUCUUUUUAUGUCCAAAAUACUUUAAGAAGCAACCAUUACAACAAACCUGGGGUUUUAGGACUCUUCACAGACUAAAAGUGAUUUCUUCUGUGACUUUAGAGCUAUUCUGGGGCUCCUGCCCAUCAAUGGGUGGGUCUUCAUAAAGCUACCAUAAAAAAAGGAAAGUGUGAUUUCUAACAUCUGUUAGGUUUUGUUUUGUUUUUCUUAACAAUCUUGGGCAUCAGAAGAAUUUUAAGAAAAACCAGGAGUUAGUAUCUCUCUGGAGUAGAUCUAUUUGCAAAAUGUUGGCAGAGGUAGAUACAGUACACAUAUCAGAAGUGUCCAAGCAAAAGUUCAGGAAACCAGGUAUCUGUAGAACAACAGGAACAUCUCCAAAAGUCAAGGUAUAGUAGUGAGAAUCUACAAGUCAGUUCCAAGGUUAGGCUCCUUGAGAAGGGUCAAAGCUUGGAUCUCCAUUUUAAUGGGAGCAUCCAUUGCUUAUCUGCUGCUCAAACUGCCUCCUUAUAUUUUCCAUUUCACUUCUUGACAAAUCCAUUCUCCUUUCACUCACUAACUAGACAUAGAGAACUUGAGCUCACUCUGUGAGUUAAAUAUUCAGCUCCAUAUUGAUAGGAACUGGACAUGGAUGUUUCCUGAUGAUUGAAAGUGAAUACUUUGCCCAUGCUUUCUGAACUUCAAAAGAAAAGAUCUAAAACUGUAUUUCUCAGUAGUUUAUAAACAAUGUCUUGUGAGCGAAGGAACCAUUAGGGAAAGUUAUCCACACUCAUUCCAUCCCCUACAUCUUUAAUACUCAGUGUCUGAGAAACAACUAUAUGGAUAUCAUCUGGCCACUGUUUGAAAAUUUUGUUUGCAGAAUCUCAGGCUCCAGGCCAAACCUAUAAAAUCAGCAUCUGCAUUAAGAUCUAGAUGAUUCAUGCACACACUGAAAUCUGAGAAGCAUUGUCCUAGAUGAGCUUUCCCACUAAAGGUUAUUUUACCACAUGCAAAUAGUCCUCUAUUGGGAAGUACAGAUCAAGUCUGUUCAGCUUGCAAUGAACAAUCCUGUCUAUAAGAAGAAGGCCAAAAAAAAAAAAAAGAAAGAAAUCUAUUAGUGGACUAAGAUGGACAAUGGUAUUUUGUUUAUAUGAAUAUGAUAAAAUUUAUAUGUCUAUAUACAUUUAUCUUAUAGCUUGAAAACUUAAAAAUAAUCUGCUUUUCACAUAAUUUUACAUAUAUGAAGAAUAUUUUGACUGGCUAAAGAUUCAAAUCAAAUCUCCAAAAAUCACCAAUUAGCACUCAUUAAAUAAAGUCAAGACUGCAAUAUUAUCAAUGCUAUGAUCAACUAACACUGUCUAUUUGAGGUGGUUUUUUUUAAUGGCCUAAAAUAUUUUCUAUUGAGAAGACAGCUGUUUGUAUGGAAGAAUGCAUACUAGGGGUCAAGAGAUCUGGAUUCCAGUCCUAAAUGUUUUAUCUUGGAGAGAUUAAUUCUCUUUUCUGGAUCUUGCUUUCCUUUGAAGAAAACAUUGUACCAAAUAAUCUCCAAGAUCUUUUUAAACUCUGACUCCUUGCUUCCAUGACUCACUGAAUAUUUUCCUACAAAGAUAAUUUGAACCAAUGCCUUGUAUCUUAAUUAAGCUAUCAAAUAAUUGAAAUAAUUGCUCUUCAUUAUGGAAAUACAAAGUAAUCGUUAGUGAUGUGCUCUUCAUACUUCACUUUUUAAAUCAUCAGCUCCAGUUUGUCUUAAUAUAUUUCACAUUCAUUUUAUAAGUUAUUCAGGCAUGGAAUCAUAUUCUAAGAUUGUGUGAAAAUACGUAGAGAUGAGAGGCCUAAAACAGAAAAGAGACAUGUCAAAAUAGGCAAUGAGGAUCGGGGAUUUAGCCCAGUAGCACCAUUUCUGCCUCGCAAGCUCAAGGUCCUGAGUUUGAUCCCAGGUACCAAAAAAAAA
Heterocephalus glaber (naked mole-rat) is the source of this 5311-nucleotide messenger RNA. RefSeq names its product prolactin receptor (gene Prlr). Gene Ontology annotation, cellular component: signaling receptor complex; membrane; external side of plasma membrane. The record is from RefSeq and is a predicted model, not a curated record. Gene Ontology annotation, molecular function: prolactin receptor activity; cytokine binding; peptide hormone binding. Gene Ontology annotation, biological process: cytokine-mediated signaling pathway; positive regulation of cell population proliferation. NCBI's taxonomy places the organism in Eukaryota, Metazoa, Chordata, Mammalia, Rodentia, Bathyergidae.